Messenger RNA from Lichtheimia ornata, 342 nucleotides. RefSeq lists its product as uncharacterized. Lineage: Eukaryota; Fungi; Mucoromycota; Mucoromycetes; Mucorales; Lichtheimiaceae. The transcript has a single exon. The record is from RefSeq and is a predicted model, not a curated record. The coding region runs from base 1 to 342 and encodes 113 amino acids.
AUGACACAUAAAACCACCUUUGCCACCUUUGCCAUUCACCCGGAUGCAACUCCUGAGGAAUACCUAGCACGAAUGGCAGAAAUCCAGGCCAAAAGGGACCGCCUUAUUGAAGAACUUGUACGAUUGGAACGGCGCAUGGAUCGUCAAUUAGCAGAGAAGAAACAGAUUGACCAACACAUAAGAGAUUUUGACGUGGGAUACAAGAAGGUGGUUAGCGAAGAGCAUUUUCGACGAUACCGAGAGAUAGCCGAUCGAGGAGACGAAGCAGCUCUGAUAAAGUUCUUUGAAGAUUCGAUCCGUGCACGGGAAGCACGCAUGUCUCGGCGACAGGCCCACCAAUGA